AUGAGUAAAGGAGAAGAAGGACAACUUUGUCAAUAUGAAUAUCAUACAGCAGAUAUUAGAUUCGUAACUAUAAACAAAAGAACUCUCUAUAGAGUGAUAACGACUAACAAAUAUUUCUAUCAUCUAAAAAGCAUACAUGUAGGGGGAAGCACAAUCAAUGAGGCAUUUGAACAACAAGCAUUGGCAAUGAUGAAUUAUAUGGUAGAAUUGUCAAGUGUAGAUAUGAUAGCUGACAAGGAUGACAUCAAAGAAAUGACAAUCACUGCAAAAGGACAUGAUAUGGAUAGUCUAUUGUUUGCAUUUAUGGACGAAUAUUUGUUUACAUUUAGUACUGAAUUUAUUGUAUUUAAAGAGAUUCACAUUGAAUCAUUUGAUAGAGAUGGUUUUACCAUUGUUUCUACUGGACGAGGAGUUGAACUUGACAAAUCAAAACAUACUACAGGUACAGAGAUCAAGGCAAUAACAUAUUCGUGUAUGGAAAUCAAAGAGACAAAAGAUCAAACUGAUAUCUUUGUUAUUGUUGAUAUUUAA
Messenger RNA from Cavenderia fasciculata, 531 nucleotides. RefSeq lists its product as uncharacterized. Gene Ontology annotation, cellular component: tRNA-splicing ligase complex. The record is from RefSeq and is a predicted model, not a curated record. Lineage: Eukaryota; Evosea; Eumycetozoa; Acytosteliales; Cavenderiaceae. Gene Ontology annotation, biological process: tRNA splicing, via endonucleolytic cleavage and ligation. Bases 1 to 531 code for a protein of 176 amino acids. The transcript has 4 exons.